AUGGAUACCCUCUCUAUAGACGACAGUCAUCUACUCACACCAUACAAAAAAAAGGGGAUUCAUUUUGACAAUACGCGUGUUGUCCCCUACAACAAGAAAUUACUACUCAAGUACCAUGCUCACAUUAACAUGGAAUGGUUUAAUAAAAGUACGUCAAUCAAGUAUCUUUUCAAAUACAUACACAAAGGACAUGACCGAAUUACCGCAUUAGUUGUUCAUAACUCGGCACAAAAUGGUUGUCCUAAUGAACCUGUAGAUGAGAUAAAGCAGUACCUUGACUGCAGGUACGUAUCCCCCUGCGAGGCAAGUUGGAGAAUCUUCUCUUACAGUAUACAUGGACGGCAGCCGGCAGUUGAGCGCAUGUUUUUCCAUCUAAUUGGUGAGAAGUCCGUCUACUACCCAGAUCAUGCCCGUAUGGAAAAUGUCUUAGAGGAGGCGAGUGUCACGGAAUCUAUGUUUACUUCGUGGUUAGUUGCAAAUCAGACCUAUGAGGGUGCGAGACAAUUGACUUAUGGCCAAUUUAUCACGAAGUUUGUUUACCAUAAAAGGGAAAGGGCGUGGAAGCCACAGAAAAAGGGUUACACCAUUGGACGACUUAUUUGGGUUCCACCCACAACCGGAUAG
Messenger RNA from Vicia villosa (hairy vetch), 624 nucleotides. RefSeq lists its product as uncharacterized. The coding region runs from base 1 to 624 and encodes 207 amino acids. The transcript has a single exon. The record is from RefSeq and is a predicted model, not a curated record. NCBI's taxonomy places the organism in Eukaryota, Viridiplantae, Streptophyta, Magnoliopsida, Fabales, Fabaceae.